CACAAUCACACACACACACUUCCCCCUUAUUCUCUUCUUCUUCACCAUUUUCAUCUUGUGAGCUUGCAAACUUAUCAAUGGCUUGUCUAAAUAGUAUUUGCAAAGAGGUGAGUGAUGAAAAAGGGAACACAAAGAAGGAAGAGGUUUACACCUUAGACGGAGCUGUGGACCGACAUGGUAAACCUGCUAUUGGAAGCAAAACUGGAAGUUGGGUUGCCGGAAUCCUACUACUUGUUAAUCAAGGGCUGGCAACACUGGCAUUCUUUGGAGUCGGGGUCAACCUGGUGUUAUUCUUAACCAGGGUGCUAGGCCAAGACAACGCAGAUGCUGCAAACAACGUCAGCAAAUGGACCGGAACCGUCUACAUUUUCUCUUUGCUCGGAGCCUUCCUCAGUGACUCUUACUGGGGAAGGUACAAAACUUGUGCCAUUUUCCAAGCCAUCUUCGUUGUUGGUUUGGUGUUGUUAUCGGUUUCAUCCUCUGCAUUCCUACUGAAGCCCAGUGGGUGCGGUGAUGAAGAAACUCCAUGUGGAUCUCACUCCACUUUCCACAUAAUUUUCUUCUACCUUGCUAUAUACCUCGUGGCUCUCGGGAAUGGUGGUUACCAGCCUACCAUCGCCACCUUUGGAGCCGAUCAGUUCGACGAGGAAGACCCUAAAGAAGGUCACUCGAAGAUCGCCUUCUUUAGUUUCUUCUAUUUGGCUUUGAACCUCGGCUCACUCUUUUCCAACACCGUACUGGGCUAUUUCGAGGAUCAAGGCAUGUGGACACUCGGAUUCUGGGCGUCUGCCGGUUCUGCGUUUUUGGCAUUGGUCUUGUUUCUGAUCGGGACACCCAGGUAUAGGCAUUUCAAGCCCAAGGGAAACCCUCUCUCAAGGUUUUGCCAAGUUGUGGUUGCUGCGACGAGGAAAUGGAAGGCUCAGAUUACUCUCGGGGAAGAUCAUUUGUUUGAAAUGGACAAGAAUGAAUCCGCCAUUAAUGGUGACAGAAGGAUACUCCACACAGAAGGUUUCAGGUUUUUGGAUAGAGCAGCAAUCAUGACACCCAAGGAUUAUGCAAACAAAGAGAAAAACGUCGAGGGUCGCAAUCCAUGGCGUCUCUGCACAAUAACACAAGUUGAGGAAGUAAAGUGCAUACUUAGACUACUCCCGAUUUGGCUGUGCACCAUCCUUUACUCUGUGGUCUUCACUCAAAUGGCGUCGCUCUUUGUCGAACAAGGAGACGCCAUGAAUACCAAGAUUUCAAACUUCGACAUCCCGGCAGCCAGCAUUUCGAGCUUCGACAUACUCAGCGUGGCGACAUUCAUAUUCAUUUACAGGCGAAUUCUAGACCCCAUUGUCGCGAAAAUAAAGACGGACCCGAAGGGACUCACCGAGCUUCAAAGAAUGGGGAUCGGGCUCGUUAUAGCUGUACUAGCAAUGGUAGCAGCUGGAGUCGUGGAGGUUUUCCGAUUAAAAUACGUAAACAAAGAUUGCCCGAACUGCGACCACGCGAGCUCUUUGAGCAUAUUCUGGCAAAUCCCUCAGUACAUGCUUAUAGGAGCCUCGGAGGUGUUCAUGUACGUCGGCCAAUUAGAGUUCUUCAACGCGCAGGCACCGGAUGGUUUGAAGAGCUUCGGCAGUGCACUGUGUAUGACAUCGAUAUCACUGGGAAAUUACGUGAGUAGUUUGCUUGUGACGAUGGUGAUGAAAAUAUCCACAAGAGACAACAUGCCUGGAUGGAUCCCAGGAAACCUCAACAAAGGUCAUCUGGACCUCUUCUUUUUCCUGUUAGCCGCUUUGACGACCGCCGACCUCGUGAUCUACAUCAUGUGUGCCAAGUGGUAUAGGUACAUGAAGUUCGAUGGACGGAGUAGUGGGGAAGAUGAUAGUAACAACAAGAACUUGCAGGCAUCCGAAGCAGAGCUUAGAGUAUAAGAUUUUAUACAGUGAGUAAAUAAAUAAGCUCAAGUGGGUUCUGCGAUGAAACUAGGAGGAGAUAUAGAUGCCAUCUGAUUGGGAUGGCAUUUCUCUUUUGUCCAUGUCGAGCUAAGCAUUUGAGUGUUAAUCUUACAAAUUAAGUAAACUUCAUUGCUUUGAUCAAUUUCAUUAUCUUCGGCACCCACCUGCCCGUACAUUUUAUU
Hibiscus syriacus is the source of this 2122-nucleotide messenger RNA. RefSeq names its product protein NRT1/ PTR FAMILY 7.2-like. The transcript has 4 exons. Gene Ontology annotation, cellular component: membrane. Gene Ontology annotation, biological process: transmembrane transport. The record is from RefSeq and is a predicted model, not a curated record. NCBI's taxonomy places the organism in Eukaryota, Viridiplantae, Streptophyta, Magnoliopsida, Malvales, Malvaceae. Gene Ontology annotation, molecular function: transmembrane transporter activity. The coding region runs from base 78 to 1916 and encodes 612 amino acids.